GCCAGCCGGCACUCCACAAGGAUCCCGUGAUUGGGCCAAACCACGAAAGCCGAACUGUUGACUUGUUGUCGAAUGCUCCUUCGUACCUACUCAAGUAACCCAAAUUACCUACCAACAAUAAGAUUCUCUUCAGCUACAAUGUGGAGUAUCCUUCCCAUCUUCCUUUACCAAUAUUUGCAAAUUUUCUACUAUCAUGUCUGAGGGAGUUGGCCUUCUCUCGACAUCAGCGGAAUUUCAACUUGACGAUGCGGAGUGUCUCCAAGAGAAAGAAUUUGAGCUUCGAGGCGUAAAGAGCUCUAAGCCUAGGAUUUCUUUCGCAUUGUGGCUCCUGUAUCUCAUCAUACUACUUCUAUCUUUGACCACCAAUCUCGUUCAAUUUCGGCUGUGGUCUCAAGCACAUCGAGCUGCUAGUGUAUGCAAGCUUCCAUUAGGUACUGGCAUUUUCAAUAUGCUUACAUCGCUUUAAAAUGCUAAUCUGAAAUUAUUUAGCUGGAUUAGAACCUAAUAUCGAGGUUGAUUUUGGGGAAAAGACCGCCUACGGUGAUCUGUCUGACCUGGCUGCUUUGGAUAAGCUAUGGUUAUCCAUUGACACCAAUCCUGGAGUGGUGGCCCUUCCUUUUGACUACCAUCUCGGCAGUACCGAUGCUUUUCCAUGGGACAACACGAAAGGACUAUACGUGAUGAAUAGUUUCCACAGUAUGCACUGCCUGGUACGUACGAUCAUUUUAUAUGAAGGGAAAUAAAAAGGCAUGCUGAUAAAUAUCAAUAGCAAGCACUCUAUGGGUACGUGCGAAAUUGCGAUUCGGGUGCGAACCAAACACAAACAUUGGAACAUGCUGUUCACUGCCUCGACGUCUUGCGAUCAGAAGUUAUGUGCACAGCAGACGAUACGCCCCUCUCAUUUCGAUUUCAGGAGGUGGUCCAGGCUGAACGAGCGCCAAAAAGAAAAUGUAGGGACUGGAACAAGUUGGUCGAGUACACAACGGCACAUUCUGCCUGCUUUCGUCGUUAUUCACCCAAUGAUCCAAGGUAUAGUACUCUUGACGAGUACCUAUUCUGCCCACCUGAUUCUCCGUAUAAGGCAUUGGUUGAAGAUUUUCUUGCGCAGGACUUUGAUUAAAAAUAUGUAUGCGGCGGAGGACCUGGAUUGUCAUGAAUAUAAGGUGUGGUAUACAGCAUCAGUGUGAUCACGAGUUCAAUGUACCUUGCAGAAUACAUUAUAGCUUCGACCCUAAUUACAUUUAAGAGUCUCCAUG
Sclerotinia trifoliorum is the source of this 1256-nucleotide messenger RNA. The record is from the annotation of a GenBank genome assembly. NCBI's taxonomy places the organism in Eukaryota, Fungi, Ascomycota, Leotiomycetes, Helotiales, Sclerotiniaceae.